Xenopus laevis (African clawed frog) is the source of this 2493-nucleotide messenger RNA. RefSeq names its product extracellular calcium-sensing receptor. Lineage: Eukaryota; Metazoa; Chordata; Amphibia; Anura; Pipidae. The coding region runs from base 1 to 1845 and encodes 614 amino acids. The transcript is spliced from 5 exons. The record is from RefSeq and is a predicted model, not a curated record.
AUGGUGUAUGCCAUUGAGGAAAUUAAUGCAAACGAUUCCCUUCUUCCCAACAUCUCCCUGGGUUACAAAGUCUUUGACUCCUGUAUACAUUUGUCCCAAAGUCUAAGAGGAACACUGUGGACCCUCACAGGACAAGAUCAACCCAUACUUAACUACCAGUGCCAUCAUAAUGUUCCCAUUGCUAUCCUUGGAGAUGCCACUUCAGGAACUUCUAUUGCCAUGGCAACUCUUCUGGGUGUCUACAGGUACCCACAGAUUAGUUACUCUGCUUCCAUGUCCUCUCUGAGCAACCACUUUUUGUUUCCUUCAUUCUUCCGCACCAUUCCAAGUGAUGCCAUGCAAUCCUGGGCUUUAGCACACCUUGUCUCCUACAUGGGUUGGACUUGGGUGGGCUUGAUAUCAUUGGAUGAUGACUAUGGCAUUGAUGGGUCCCAUGUUUUAAAACAGGAGCUCUAUAAAUUGGGUGUGUGUAUAGCAUAUCAUGAGUCCUUUGGAGUAGAAAGUUCUUCCAAAAGGAUCCAGUCAGUUGCAAAUAUAAUUGUACAGUCAUCUGCUAGAGUUGUCAUCAUCUACUCCAGGGACCCCUUUGUGUUUGAGCACCUGAUGAAGAUUUCUUUUGUUAAUAGUGAAGGGGAGCAGAUGUACUUUGACCAGCAUGGAGAUCCACCUGCUGAUUUUGAUAUAGUGAAUUGGCACAGGAGCCAAGAUGGCACCAUUGAGUUUCUGAAGGUUGGAUGGUACAAUGCCAGGGCACCAGUAGAGAAGGAGAUUGUCAUUAAUACCUCAGCCAUCCAGUGGAUCACAGGAGAUACAAAGGUUCCCCUCUCUGUGUGCAGUGAAAGUUGUGCUCCCGGAUACCGGAAAGCUGCCCAGAAAGGCCAACACAUCUGCUGCUUUGACUGUAUUCGCUGCUCCGAAGGGGAAAUAUCCAACCAAACAGACUCCAGUAAUUGUUUUCCUUGUGCUGCUGAGACAUGGCCCAAUGAGGACAGAACUGAGUGCCUGCCAAAAGUUGUAGACUUUCUUUCUUUUGUGGAACCCCUUGGCAUCACCAUUACCUCCACAACCAUAUUCAGUUCCUUCACCACAGUGACCAUCCUUUGUGUCUUCAUCAGAUAUAAGGACACCGCUGUUGUCAAAGCCAAUAACCGUGAUCUAACUUAUGUCCUUUUGGGGUCCCUAGCAUUGAGUUUUCUCUGUCCCCUUCUUUUCAUAGGAAAACCUUAUAGAUUCACGUGCCUUUUCCGUCAGGUGACCUUUGGAGUCAACUUUGUGCUCAGUGUUUCAUGCGUCCUAGCCAAGACCAUCAUGGUUGUCAUUGCCUUCCGAGCUACCAAACCCGGAAGCACUAUGAGAAGGUGGCUUGGGCCAUGCGUUCCCGGCUUAACAGUGUCCAUCUGUACAAACCUUCAGCUCUUCAUUUGUAUCUUCUGGAUGUUGUACUGCCCUCCAUUCCCAGAGAGAAACACCAGGAUCAAGAUUGGGGUCAUCAUAUUCCAGUGUAAUGAAUGUUCGGACACACUGUUAUGGUGCAUGGUUGGAUGUAUGGCUUUUCUGUCAUGUGUCUGCUUCCUGGUGGCAUUUUUGGCACGGAAAUUGCCAGAUACCUUCAAUGAAGCCAAGUGGAUCACCUUCUCCAUGCUGAUAUUCCUCAGUGUUUGGAUUUCCUUUGUCCCUGCCUAUCUCAGUACUCAGGGCAAAUACAUGGUAGCAGUGGAGGUGUUUGGUAUCAUCUCCUCAAGUGCUGGCAUCCUUGUUUGCAUUUUCCUUCCCAAGUGUUACAUCAUAUUAUUAAGGCCCGACCUUAACACACGUGGUAAUAUUCUGAGCAAUAGGUCAACCUAAAAUACAUAAAUCUCAUUCCAAUUACAACAAGAAUGUGGCCCAGCAAUCUACUGACCCCAGGCUCCUUUAUUAUAUUUAUUUGUUUUUAAACAGAUCUAAUAGAUAAGUUACAUAUGAAAGGAAAUAUAUUUCACAUACAGACUAAAUAAGCAUGAAAGUUUAUCAUGGCCACAAGAUGUCAGCAGUUAUCUACAUAAGCAAAGUGAAUUAAACCAACAGCAAGUGCAAGCCGACUCUACAGAAGAGAGGGGACCGGAUUAGGGGUAGGCAGGCAGCAUGGAAGGUAUGUGCCUGGCGCCCCUCCAGCUUUGCGCCCUAAGCACGUGCCUACUCUGCCUUCCCCUAGUUCAGGCCCUGAUCGAGAUGUUAGUACAUUCAAAUUAGAGUUAAAAAAUUCACAUAAUUCUGAAAUUCGACCUUUGAUAAAUUUGCUCCUAAAUGUUGGCUUUCAUUUUUCCUGAUUGGCUUCCAGGAAGUCAUCUUAGACAUUCUUCUUCAUGUUACAGAAACUGCAUUAAUAUAUAUAAAUACAGCACCCUAUUUCCAACUAUAUGUACACACCAUGAUUACAUAUUCAGAAGCAAAACAUAUAUAGGCAUGGGAUCUGUUAUCCAGAAACCUGUUAUCCAAAAUGCUGAAUUACAGGAA